Molecule: messenger RNA, 147 nt
Organism: Colletotrichum paranaense
Lineage: Eukaryota; Fungi; Ascomycota; Sordariomycetes; Glomerellales; Glomerellaceae
Exons: 1
Coding region: 1-147 (48 amino acids)
Source: RefSeq, a predicted model, not a curated record
AUGCUUCUGUUUUUGCUGUUGUCAUCGAUACCUGUAGUAGUCACGGUACCCUGGCCUCUAGGAGAGUAUACGUACCUAAACCACACUUUUCUCCCAAAUUACUCUCUCCCUCUUUACCGUCCCGUCCUGUUUUCCUUUACUGCGUAG